Mastomys coucha (southern multimammate mouse) is the source of this 4674-nucleotide messenger RNA. RefSeq names its product KIAA1211 like (gene Cracdl). The coding region runs from base 627 to 4088 and encodes 1153 amino acids. Lineage: Eukaryota; Metazoa; Chordata; Mammalia; Rodentia; Muridae. The transcript has 11 exons. The record is from RefSeq and is a predicted model, not a curated record.
GAGCUCAGGUAGCCAGGGGCCUUUUGGACGUGAAAGGUGCCCACGCCACCCCUGUGGGGGUCACGUCCACGACACGAUGGUCGGUGGGGCCGAGAGAAAACAGACGCGCAAGUGCCCAAAGUUUUCCUCUGAGCGCUUUGCUGGACUUAACUUUGAAAUGUGAGGCAGAGCUGAGCAGUUUAACCAGUUUUAACACUAAGAAAACAGAGCGAGAGGGGGAGCAGGGCUUGCUUGCCUGCCUUUCAGUUCUUAGUCCCAGGGCUUAAUCGCGUCUGUCUCCAAGGGCCAUGGCGAGGGAGACAGUGGACACAACUGGCUGUCUUCCUUCUGCUUCGGGUCAUGGUUUAUUUAACAGGCUUGGGGCUUAGGUUACAAGCCACCAGAGGGGAGUCUGAGUUUAAUCUUAGACAUAAUCAGAAUUUGAAUCAACAAAUAUUUGUUGAGCAGUCAUUGACUAACCAGCAAGACCUCGGUUUCCAGUGUGAGGUGAAGAAACUCCAGGUUUGAGGUGAACAUGGCUACCCUGUCUGAAUCCUAGAAGACCCAGGUGUGCCUGAAGGAGUGGGCCAGAGUUCAGAUCCAGUAGCUGCAGCCCCAAGUCGUCUUUGGAUCCUAGUGACCUGGACAUGAUUUCCACAAGGGUGAUGGACAUUAAACUUCGGGAGGCUGCUGAAGGCCUUGGGGAAGACAGCGCAGGAAAGAAAAAGUCCAAGUUUAAAACUUUUAAGAAGCUGUUUGGGAAGAAGAAGAGAAAGGAAUCGCCCUCACCCACAGGAAACAGCACCUGGAAGCAAAAUCCUGCCAAGAGUGAGGUGAUUGCCAUUGAGGAGUCGGGGCCCGUGUAUGACUCUGAAGAUGAGCUGGAGGAGUCCAGGGGCACUAUGGGCAGCCGGGCCCUCUCCCACGACAGUAUUUUCUUCCCUGAAUCCGGACAGGACCCUGCUCGGCCUGUGCGGGUGUUCUCCCAAGAAAAUGUGUGUGACCGGAUCAAAGCUUUGCAGUUAAAGAUACAAUGUAACGUGAAGAUGGGGCCACCACCUCCGGGAGGCAUUCCUAUCAAGCGGGCAGAGGAAACUGGCAUGAGCUCUGAGGAUGACGGACUGCCCCGGAGCCCCCCAGAGAUGUCCCUGCUGCACGAUGUGGGUCCAGGCACAACUAUAAAGAUCCUAGUGUCCUCAUCCCGGCCACAGUCUCCUGACCAUAUGAGCGAUGCCUCCGUCUCGUCUCGGACCUUGGAUGGUAGCCUGGCACCUGUGGUUGACUUCAGCCACCCUCCAGAGUUCUCCUCCUGCCUGGACAACUCUGCAGCUAAACACAAGCUCCUAGUGAAGCCCCGCAACCAGCGAUCAAGUAAACUGAGGCGGCUGUCUUCGAGGGCACAGUCUGAAUGCCUGAGUGAUCUGUCAUGGACCCUAGAGGAGGAAGACUAUGAUGAGAAGCCAUUGCUUCAUGUCAGCAUGGAAGAGAACCCAGAUGCUCGGCAGCGGAAUUUGAUGCCGGGCAGAAGGCCUGAGUUUGGGGGACCUGCAAUCUUGCUGUCACCUGGGGGGGCCUGUGCCAGGCGUGCUCGCCUACAGCACAGCACAGCAGUCAGUGCGAGCAUGGAGGAGGGAGGCUGUCCCAGAGAUGAACCCUCAAGUCUUCCAGCUAUGCCAGAAGUCAUUGAGCCCAUGGUGGUCUCAGUCCCAUGCUUGGAGUCCCCAUCUCUGCCAGAAAGUUCUCCAAACCAUAUUCCCCAUGUUGAAAUCCAGAAGGAAGAGCUGUCCACUGGAGGCCCAUGUCCCCUAGUGGAGAGUACAUCAGAGGAAGUUUCUUGUGGUUCUGGAGAUGCAGAAAUCCCACUAUCUACUGAUGUCCCUGAGGGGGACAUGGCACCUUCCAAGGAGGGCUCUGCACUUCCUGAGGGAGACCCAGCAAUUUCUGAAAGAGACAUGACACUCCCUGGAAAAGAUUCUAUACUUCCUGAGGGAAACACAACACCUUCCAAGGGUGUCAUAGCACCUCCUGAGAGCGACAUGUCACCUUCCGAGGGAGACAUGGCACCUCCCAAGAGGAUCAUGGCACCUCCAGAGAGAGAUAUGUCACCUUCCAAGGGAGACGUGGCACCUCCCAAGAGGAUCAUGGAACCCCCAGAGAGAGAUAUGUCACCUUCCAAGGGAGACGUGGCACCUCCCAAGAGGAUCAUGGGACCCCCAGAGAGAGACAUGUCACCUUCCGAGGGAAACGUGGCACCUCCCAAGAGGAUCAUGGUACCUCCAGAGAGAGACAUGUCACCUUCUGAGGGAGACGUGGCACCUCCCAAGAGGAUCACGGAACCCCCAGAGAGAGACAUGUCACCUUCCGAGGGAGACGUGGCACCUCCCAAGAGGAACAUGGAACCCCCAGAGAGAGACAUGUCACCUUCCGAGGGAGACGUGGCACCUCCCAAGAGGAUCAUGGCACCCCCAGAAAGAGACAUGUCACCUUCCAAGGGAGACGUGGCACCACCCAAAGGAAUCAUGGAGCCUCCUAAUAGGGACACAUUACUUACAAAGGGAGACACACCACCUCCUGAGACUAUCACUGAUACCAACUUGGAGAUACCUUCAGAUGCAGAGAGACAGGACCAAAGUGUCCGGAAGGAAGAGGAGCUGACCCUGGAGGUACCCAGACCUGGAGGAGCGGGGCCAGAGUCUUCCACAGCCCCUGCCCCAAGCCCUCCAGUACCCAAGAGCUGCCUGAAGCACAAGGCCUUGGUCCCUAGUGGGUCUCCCGCAGAGUCUCCUCUGAAAGAGCCCAGCCCAGCAGUCCAGGACAAAGCAGUUGUGCCUCCUGCCCGCCCCAGGCCUACACAAGCUGCAACCUCAGGAGGUCCAGAGAGGGCAGCCCUGGGGAGAAAGAGCGAGCGGAGUGCGGAGCCACAGCGCAGCGUUAAGAGGUUUUCUGUGACUUCCAGCAGGGCACGUGCUCGGGCCAGCAGCUCUCGCCUUCCGGAAUAUUCUACGCAUGUGCCUGCAGGGGGCCGGGCACCUUUGCUGCGGAGUGGCCUUGCCUGGAAGAGUGAGGCAGCACUUGAUGACCUUCAGGUGCCGCCAAAGCCACAGGCCCGGAAGACAAUGGGUGGUGACCCUCAAGACUCAGGGGAUGUGGGGGCCGGCCAGGCAGGACCGGGCAAGAGCCCCCAGGAUGCUGAGCCAUGUGCCUCCUCUGUGCAGGAGACAGCCCAUGGGGAGGACCAGAGCCCCUUCCCAGUCAAGCUGCGGUCCACCUCACUCUCACUUAAAUACAGAGACAGCUCUGCCCAGGAGGCCAAAGCCAUCAAGAGGUACAGCGCUGAAGUCAGGAUGGAGAAAGGAGGCCUGGCUCUGCUUCCCAAAGAUGAACAGAGCCACAUCGGGGUUGCCCCCGCACUGCGAGGCUCCAGGUCCCCCAACGGGCAAGCGAAAGGAAAGACCAGGUCUCCUGAGCAGCCGGGUACCAAGCCACCCCUGCCCAGGAAGCCGCUUCUGCCGAGCCUUACCUUGCCAUACCCACCCGCAGGCCUGGAUACCAGCCCUGGGGAGUCCGAGAGACUCAUACAAGUCAUUCUGCCUCCCGAGCCCAAGAAGGAGAAGUCGCCCCAUCAGGGAGCUGAAAAGGGUCAGCCUCCUGCGGCUACAGGUCCUGGGGCUGAUGGGCAACCUACCCCACCCUGGAUCACCAUGGCCAGACAGAAGAGAAGAGGAGCCCCAGACCAACCUGUCAACCAGGAAGAGAAGUCUGGGUCGAGGCUCCUAAAGACAGAAACUGGAAAGCAAGCCAAGAUGGUCGAGAGAGCCCAGGAGUCUGUGAAGCAGGGUGACUUCGUCCGGAGCAAGUCCUUCCUGAUGACCCCUGCAAAGCCUGCUGUGACCCAGAGGCAGGGGUCAAAACUAAACCUCAAGGAGGGACUGCAGAGAGGAAUCUCACUGUCCCAUCAGAACUUGGCAGCUCAGGCUGCAGCGACCACAGAGAAGGAACUCCAUCAGCUGAAGAGAGCCAGUUACGCUAGUACAGACCAGCCAUCCUGGAUGGAACUCGCCAGAAAGAAGUCUCAAGCCUGGAGCGACAUGCCCCAAAUCAUAAAAUAGAUUGGCAGCCUGCUGAUGAAAGAUGUCCGCUGUAUCGAUGAGCCGCUUAAGUUUUAAACUGCCAAUAAAUCAUGGCAAGCAGACUGUGAAACUUACGAUUGAUUUUUGUCAACGGGUUCUGAUGUGCUCAGAGGAGAGAGAAGAACCAGGGGGAACAAAGAAGACCAGCAGACAGCCUCAGUGCCGGGCCAGAGGGGCUGUGGCAAGAAUGUUGCAAAGUCCAGGGGCGCCAUUCCUGUGCUGAGCUGCCAGCGUGAGCCUAGAGUUCCAGGUCUGUGCUGCCUCUUGCCAUCAGCCAGUGCCUCUGGCCACCGUCUUGCCGUGGACCACCGUGGUCUUUCUUGUUUACUAAUAGGCAUGAUGUUUGUGGUAAAGCAAGGAUGCCCUUUUCAAGAGCAGCUACCUUCUUAACAAUCCAGUUUCCUGAAGAAACCCACCCACCCCGAGAAGGAGAGGAAGGGACGUGGCAGGGUUUGUCAAUUCAUAGACUGUUUCCAAAAAGAAUUUUUAAACUUUUCCACUAGGCAUCUGUGUCCUGAACCAUUGCAAAAUGCAUUGCCUGUUUAAUAAAAAGUUUCAGACAUGU